Molecule: messenger RNA, 768 nt
Organism: Symbiodinium pilosum
Lineage: Eukaryota; Dinophyceae; Suessiales; Symbiodiniaceae
Source: the annotation of a GenBank genome assembly
GCCUCGCCUAGCCUGCUCCGCUUCCCUGUCCUGGAGCAAGUCUGGUGGAAAAGGAUCGUGUUCGAUGAGUUCCAUGAAUUGGAGGCAAUCGGCGACACGGCGCAGUUUGACUCCCUGCAGUGCAUCUGUGCUGGAUGCAGGUGGGGUCUGACAGGGACACCUCCCACCCGAGACUUGUCGCAAGUGGCGACAUUGGCAAAGCUUUUUCAACUGCCUGGCUUGCCCUCCAGGGACAGCUGUGACUAUGAGGUACAGCUGGCACAGGAAAUGGCCCAGAGCUUCUUGGAUCGGUUCGCCAGACAGAACACCAGCGAGGAGCUUGAAGUCGUCCCACUCAAAGAGCAGAUUGUUGUCAUUGAGCAGACGCCAGAGGAGCUUCUGGAGCAAGAUGGCAGUGUAGUCCUCCAGUACGUGCCGUCCUUGAAUUUUCAAGUGGUUCGUCUCCUCACCACGACCACAGGUUACAUUAGGAUCAUUAAGCGCCCAUCAGAGGAGGAGCGUGCGAUUUACAUGCAAGCCUCGCACGACCUGUGCGAAGCCAAUGGCGGCCCUUUGGAGAUUACGGGAGAAGCACGAGGCGUCGAGAAGCUCAUCAAGUUGUGCUCCCACUUCGCAGCCUACUCGGGAAUGGCUUCGGGGUCAUCUGCGGAUGCUAAGACCGAAUGCCGGCGAAUCCUGUCCACCAAAGAGCAGCAAGCAAAGCGAGCUGCUAAUCAAAUGCUGCGCUGUGGCGCCUCGACCGGCCUAUUUCGAGUCUAUGCCCUCUAA